ACGCAUCGAACGGUACAGUAUACAUUACAACAACGCCCUGAGAAAUCACACAACAUCGCAAACGACGACGACGAUAUCACCUCGCUGUCGCCAAUCUUUGAAUGGCUGCUACUCAACCCAAGAUCACGGAGGAUGCCGCAGAAGACAGCGACAACACGCAGUACUCAUCAGAUUCGGAUGACGCUGACUAUGAGCCUUCGUCACUGAUCUUAUCCACAUACCGUAAAUUGAUCUCGAGGCGGGUCGACCUGGUAGGAGACUACGCUGGCAGCGAGACCUUCCUCAUCGACGGCGACUCCAUCCUUCUUGACUGCUUCACCGAUGAGCUGUUGGACUUUGGCUCGGGAUGCCAGUUGCUCCAUGCGGCAUACAAUGUCGAGCAUUUCCUGCACAGUCUCGUGCAGCGAAAAUGUAUCUUCAAGAUAGUCUUCUUUGAUAGCAACAAGAAAUUGUGUAUCCCACCAUCCGCCAAAACUCCCGAUGCUCCAAAGUAUCUUCUGGCUCGAGCGGCCAUCAUUCGUCACCUCUCUAUCAACUUGCCUGCAGUUCACCCUGAAAUCGCAAUCCACCGCUUCCCGUCAUGGCGCUCAGCAGAGUUCCGGGGAUAUCUCCAAGAUACCAGCCCCUACUUCGUAAUGGCUCACGAUGGUGCCCUAGCGGAGGAUAGUGGAUCCGCCACCACUGCGGAGGAUUCGGAUAAUGAAAAUGCUCGCAAGCAGCAACUCUCACUACGAGAGAUGAUCUUAUUUUUCAUCGACCAGGGUUUCAAUGUCUCUUUGAUCAACGGAAUAGAAUUGCGAGAUACAAAAGUCAUGACAACGGUCCAAGAAAUUCGUAAUCGAGCGGCAUUCCAAAGCCUGAACUUCGAAGAGGGCGAGGAUGUCGAAGAAGAUGAAUCAAACAUUGAUUCGGACGACAUUAUCGCCGACUUGCAGAAGCUGAAAGGCGACUCGUUGACUGAACGUCACAUCUUGGGCACUCUCACAAUUGCUCACAUUGUCCGCCAUUUCCAAGAGAAGAAAUCCGAGGGGCCAUGGCAAAAGUUCUCCGCCAAAUUCCUAUUGCAUCAGGCACUACUUACACAUGUCCCACUCUCGGCUCGAAGGUUUGAUGCUCCCGUCCAAGAUGCUAGCGCAAGCGGCUUCUUGAAUAUCAUCACUUUGACAGCAGGACAAAUCCUCGACGAGGCUUUCUCGCCAGCUGGAGCUAGAAAGUGCGAUGUCAUCGACUUCGUUGAUGGUCGGCUCUUCCUCCAGACUUGUACACACAUCAACCAGGUGGAUGCGUCUGUGCAGGAAACUCUCAAUGCUCUGGCCAAUGCAGUCAAAAUUUUAACUGGCGUCGACUUAGCUGCUUCAUUGGCCGAGGCCUCUGAAGGAAAAGGGCACAAUCCUGAGAACGUCGAAGCCUCCUCAGAUGAGCAACGUGUUGUUGUGCUACCUUUUUCCAACAGUAUUCUAGAUAAACAUCUUGAGUCUGUGCGUAUCAAGCUCGAUAACGAUGCUGCGGGUGAACAAAGCAUAUCAUCCCGCAAGAUCUUCCGCGAAGUGACACACUGGCACAACGCCAAGAAGCCGAUCAUCGUCAAAGGGCCCGUGACGCCUGCCGAUGAGAGGAAGGCUAAGAAGGAAGCGAAACGAAACCAGCUUUUUAUGGCUGAAAUGCGUACUUACGCUGCAAGUCUUACGAACGCGGUCGGUAAAAGUCUCUCCCCAGAAACCAUCAUCGUUGGCGAGACGCGAUCGACUGCACCUAGCAAAUCCUCCAACGCGACGCCAGUCGACUCAGAUGCUUCAGAUGCCAAUGCUAGUAAGGCUAAGCCUGGACAGAAGAAGGGUGGCGGUGGUAAGACCGCGCAAAAGAAUGCUGGCAAGCAAGCGAUGCUGAAAGAGAUCGCCGCCACCAAAGCCAAGAAGGACGAAUCUGCAAGCGACAAGAUCGUCGGCGCCUGGCAAGUUGUCUGCCGUGGUUUCGAGGCCGACAGAGACCCAAGAUCGCGAUAUGCCAAAGCCAAGGCAUACCUGACCACCAUUCAGGAUGCGUGGCGGGCUGUCGUGGGCGCGGAAGUUGAACUGUACAUGGUCAGCUGUCUUGUCCAAUACUGGAUCAAUGUGUGCGCAGAGAAAGAGCAAAAGCAGCGGCGACUGCAAGUGACAGCUCUAACAUGGAGUCACUUGCGCAGCAUCGGUCAACAGCCCCCUUUACAGAAAUCUAUUACAAGAUGCAUUGACCUCACAGUCAAGACCCUCGGACUGCCGCCCGUUCCUGAAGCAGCAGAAGCUCCUGUAGAUCGCAAGCUCGCGUUCACCUUUGCCCUCCCGACGACUGUGAAGGACUUGUCAAUUGGACUGCCAUCAAAAGACUUCCAGCUUCUAGAGUGUGGUCCGUAUCUCGAGCGUAGCUUCGACUCCAAGCCCGAUCACAGAGUUGAUUUCAAGCCUGAUGGCUGGCAAAGACAAGUCCUGGAUAGUAUCGAUGCUGACAAGAGCGUAUUCGUGGUGGCACCCACCAGUGCCGGUAAAACUUUCAUUUCGUUCUACGCGAUGCAAAAGGUUCUUGAAGCGGAUGAUGAUGGUGUCCUUGUGUUCGUCGCACCGACCAAGGCUUUGGUGAACCAGAUCGCGGCUGAGGUGCAAGCUCGCUUCACAAAGAACUUCAAAUAUGGAGGUAAAUCCGUAUGGGCGAUCCACACUCGAGAUUACCGCAUCAACAACCCCACUGGCUGUCAAGUGUUGGUCACUGUGCCCCACGUUCUUCAGAUCCUGCUACUAUCUGGCACACAUGCCAACAGCUGGUCGAACCGAGUCAAACGCAUCAUUUUCGAUGAAAUCCACUCCAUCGGUUCCGCCGAAGAUGGUGUAGUCUGGGAGCAACUUCUCCUCAUGGCUCCGUGCCCGAUUGUUGCUUUGUCCGCCACUGUGGGCAAUCCCGACGAAUUCAGUGGAUGGCUCAGCUCCACGCAAGCAUCGAUCGGAAAGGAGCUGGUCAGUGUGCGCCACCCGCAUCGUUACUCCGACCUCCGCAAAUACUACUACGUGAAGCCGAAGGUUUUCGACUUUCAAGGUAUCCCAGAAAAGUCAGCGUUCGGUAGUCUCGGACUCGAAGGUCUUCCGGGAUUCCGCUACAUUCAUCCUGUUGCAGCCCUGGUUGACAAGUCUCGUGGUAUCCCAGAGGAUCUUGCACUCGAGCCCAGAGACUGUCUUCUCUUGUGGCAGGCCAUGACCAAGGUGCGAACCGAGAAAUAUCCUGUUGCCGCAUCACUCGACCCAGCCAAAGCGCUACCACCGGUUUCACGCAAAGUCGAUAUCUUGAAGUGGGAAGCUGAGUUGAAGAAGCUGCUCCGUACAUGGCUGGAAAGUGCCGACUCUCCCUACUCCAACUUGCUCAAGGACUUGGAGGUGAGCUUCCGAGACACCAAAGCGGAGGAGAAGUAUUCUACUGCACUCGCCGGUAAUGCUUCGGCUCAACAAUCAUCCUCUAGCGACGGCGAAGACGACCUCAGCACUUCCACUCUCCCCUUGUUGUGCCGUCUCCAUGAGCAGGACGCACUACCCGCCAUUCUUUUCAACUAUGAUCGUCACAUGUGCGAGAAGAUCUGCAAAUCGGUCCUCGAACAACUCGAGGCAGCGGAACUGAAGCAGAGAAAGACGGGCGACAAGUGGCAAAAGACUCUCGUCGCCUUCGAGGAAUGGAAGAAGCUCAAGGAGAAGAAUAAGACCAAGAUGGCCAAAGAGACCAGCAAGAAGUCCGCCAAAGCUGCGAAAUCCAAGGACGACGAUGGCGAUGCCGACCGUACUUCCAAGCUCGAUCUUCAGCGAGAUGCAUUCUCUUCCGAUGACACCAAGUGGGAGUCUUUUGAUCCCGAGGGCCCUCUCGAAGGCUACCAUUUCGCCGAUUUAGCCAAGGCUCAGCGAUCAGACUUGGAGGUCUACGUCCGCCAACUCCGAUUCAAAGAUGUUCCGGAGUAUUUGAUCAAGGCUCUCGGACGAGGUAUCGGUGUUCAUCACGCUGGUAUGAAUCGCAAAUAUCGACAGAUUGUUGAGAUUCUCUUCCGCAAAGGCUUCCUGCGCGUUAUCAUCGCCACUGGAACCCUGGCUCUAGGUAUCAACAUGCCCUGUAAGACUGUUGUCUUCUCUGGAGAUUCCGUCUUCUUGACAGCACUCAAUUUCCGUCAAGCCGCUGGUCGUGCUGGUCGUCGUGGUUUCGAUCUGCUCGGAAACGUCGUGUUCCAGGGCAUUUCACGUCAAAAGGUUUGCAAGCUCAUCAGCUCUCGCCUUCCUGAUCUGAGUGGGCAUUUCCCGAUCACAACGACUUUGGUCCUGCGACUAUUUUCGCUCUUGUUCGACUCGAAGCAGUCCAAGUAUGCCAUCAGCGCAAUCAACUCCCUACUGUCUCAGCCUCGUCUGUACAUGGGCGGACCCAGCUUCAAGGACCAAACGAUGCAUCACCUUCGCUUCUCGAUCGAGUAUCUUCGCCAGCAGCAACUUCUCGGCUACGAUGGUCAACCCUUGAACUUCGCAGGCCUGGUCAGCCAUUUGUACUUUACGGAGAAUUCUUCGUUUGCGUUCCAUGCUUUGUUGAAGGAAGGCUACUUCCACGAGCUAUGUGCUGGAAUCAAUGGAAAUGAGAAGAACACGUUAGAGACAUUGAUGCUUAUCAUGGCGCAUCUGUUCAAGCGAAGAGUCCUGCGUCAAGCGGACCUGGAGCACCGCAACGACAUGGUCAUCAAGCCUUCAUCCUCGAUCGUCUUCUUGCCGCCGAUGCCUACCGCCGCGUCCAAGAUCUUGAUUGAUCACAACAAACAGACACUCCGAGUCUACAAAGCUUACGUCGAGACCUUUGUCGAGCAAAAUAUCACCGAGGCUGACGACGUCUUACCAUUUUCGAAAAUGAAGGCCGGCGGUACUGGCCAGCCUACAGAACUCAGCCUAGGCAGCCUUCCUCCGACACGCCUGCGCUCCUCUUUCGUUGCACUCUCCGGCGCCGGCGACGAUUUCGCUUCCAUCCACGACAUGUGCAGCACCGUCCGCGACGGAGUCUUCCUCGAAGAGGCCGUCGUCCCACACAUGUCCGUGUACCCAGAGGAAAUGUCCGUCCCGCUCAACGCCUGGCUUCUCGAUUUCUACAAGCACGGCGACGUGCACACCAUCGAGCGAGCCAACGGCGUCCGGCGCGCGGACAUCUGGUUCGAACUCAACGACUUCUCCCUCAUCCUCGCCACCAUCAUCGCCAGCCUCAUGUCGUUUAUGAAACUCACCGACGCCUCCGAUCUGGACAUGCUCGAGGUCCUGGGCAACAUGGACGCCCACGAGGAAGCCGAGGACGACAAGUUCGCCGCCAACGAGGACACCGCCUCGCUGACCUCGGACCCCGCCAGCCUGGACUCGGGCGUCGCGUUCCCCGAUCGCACGGGCAAAACUUCCGCCUCCACCGGACGCGUCCCGACGAAGAAACAGGCCAAGAACGCGGACAGCUGGGAGGACCUCGAGGACGAUCUCCUGGACAGCGAUGUCCGCGCGACGGCGCAGAAGGCGCUGGGUGGAGCGGCCGAGGACGCAGAGUUGCAAGGUCACGAUGCGGCGUGGGACGAAGAGGGCGGUGAGGGAUUGAAGCUGGUGCUCAAGGCGUUCAAGAGACUUCAUGAGGAGUUCACCGUCAAGUUCAAGGCCAUGUGGGCUUAGAUGGGGG
Molecule: messenger RNA, 5688 nt
Organism: Dissoconium aciculare CBS 342.82
Lineage: Eukaryota; Fungi; Ascomycota; Dothideomycetes; Mycosphaerellales; Dissoconiaceae
Product: P-loop containing nucleoside triphosphate hydrolase protein
Exons: 1
Coding region: 102-5681 (1859 amino acids)
Cellular component (GO): cytoplasm
Molecular function (GO): ATP binding; nucleic acid binding
Source: RefSeq, a predicted model, not a curated record